ACAAGGUGCUGGUGUAAACAGUUACCAAUAACAAUUUCAUCGUUAAGAGUUUUACUUUAGACGUUUAUUAACACCCUGGAACUCAAACUAUGAAUAAUUUAACUGUAUAACAAUAUAUACAUACCCCAUGGAGUGUUUAAUUCGCGUUUGAGACAGGACUUGCUUGAUAUAUGUUAUCUAGGUAACGCUAGCUAGCUUUAUUUUGCCAUUGUUAGCCAUUGUAGCUAACAAUGGCUAACUGUAUGGUUUUUCACACUCAAAUAGCCUCCAUCAUGGAGGUGCUAGCAAAUGCAGCUGUGGCGGAGAUCUGUAAACUCGUAGACGACGACUAUGCAGUGUUUCGUUUGGAAAUAACUCAAAGCCAGAAAGAAAACAGGGCAUUGCGGAGGAAACUACAGGUACUGGAACUAAAGGGGUCACGGGAGCGCAUCCUCGCAAGUCGUCCCAGAAGUGUCAAGAUCCUCGACCGAUACAGAGGAAUGGGAAGAGGUGAAGGACAUCUCACUGGAGGCCACAGGAGCUUUGUUAAACCAGCGGGACACAAUACAUGGAGAGAUGGCCAACCAAUCACUGUUGAUGAGGGGAGUGGAAUCUCAACCCAGCACGUUAUCAUGAUAGAGUCUGCAGGUCCUGGGGUCAAGCAUGAGAGGUCUGAACGAGAGGACGAGCCACAACACAGCAGAGACAUCCAGACUGUAGCAGCGGCUGGAGUGACGCCCCCUGUAGCCACUGAGGACCUUGCCACCGCCGUGCCCCAGCCCAGGGCCCGAUGCAGCAUCACGGAGGUCAGUGGAACGCCGAACGCCGUCUUCAAGUCAAAGACCAACACAGAGACUUUAACUGUAACACAAAGGCUCUUACACACAGGAUCUGACCACAGAUCAGACCCAGAGAGACUGGGGCCGCUGGGCUGUCCUGCUCCCGACUCAGAGUAUUUACUUUACGGUAACUCGAGCAUGAGGACGGUUCAUUCCCAUCCGGACUCAGGUGACGUGUUAGAGACUGGUAAUGAUCCGUCUUGUUCUUACACUACAGAGAUGGACCCUGGCAACAUGCCCUUGGGUUUAGAGACACACACUGAUCUGUCUACAGGGGACUGGAACCGGUACAGUAGUAGUGUACACUCUGAAGGGUGCCUAGAUAAACAAGGGGAGGGUCUGGUCGUAGAUGAAGUGACUGUGAAAGUGGAGGGUGACACUCCUCCCACAUGGAAUGCAGAUAGUCACCUAGGAGACAAAAACUCACAGGGCAGAGGUUUCAUAGAUUACAGGGAAAGCUUAGAGACAAAUCCAAAUGUCACGACCCACUCCCCUUUACCCGCGCUCAGGGAUCACAACCCAGUGUCCACGUCGAUGGGGCAUUACGAUUCACACAGCCGCAUCCUUUUCGAUCAGGUAUUGAACUCAAACGACAUGGCUAGAGCCCAGGCUCAGGGAGGGGGAGCCACAUCAGGCAAUAGUAAAGAGAAACGGUUCCUCUGCAUGUUCUGUAAGAAAGGCUUCAGCUGCCCUCAGACAGUGGAGAUCCACCAGAGGGUCCACACAGGGGAGAAGCCCUACAGCUGUACUCAGUGUCCCAUGCGCUUCACACAGGCUGGUGACCUGAAGAGGCACCACAGGGUUCACACAGGGGAGAAACCUUACAUCUGCCCGCAGUGUCACAUCCGCUUCACCCAGGCUAGCAGCCUGAAGAGGCACCUGAAGGUCCACACAGGAGAAAAGCUGUUCGCCUGUACGCACUGCGGGAAGAGGUUCUCAGAGAGGAGCAUCCUCAGGAUACACCAGCAGAAAAACCAUUCCACAAAAUAAAAACCAUUCCAAUGUAUAGUUUAAGUUUAGAUCAAACCCUGCAUUAAAGACAAAGAUGUAUUGUCAGUGUUGUCCGCAGAAAAUAUCCACUGAUAUAUUUGGAAGAAUGAGAGUAACAGAUUUCAGUGUUGAAUAUUCCUGGGUAGAAUAUUGCAUCCAGACAUUGUGUGAUAUAUAAGCCUAAAAAGUCUAACAUAUUGUGUUUGUAUUGUGUAGGCUAUAUGAUGUUCACAAAUGCCUAUUUCAUUACUUCCAUUCUACUACUUAAAAAAAAAAAAAGUAAUUAAUUAGAAAAAUGUAUGCAGUUUAUCAACUUCGUGCAGAUCUUUUGUUGAGACGUGUGGUUUUCAUAUGGUGUAUUUAAACCUUGUUUAUAUUUAGUAAACACAAAAUGGGACUUUUCAUUCUAAGACUUUCAUUGAGACUCUCUUUAGUAUACAUCACAUCUGA
Salvelinus namaycush (lake trout) is the source of this 2258-nucleotide messenger RNA. RefSeq names its product gastrula zinc finger protein 5-1-like. The coding region runs from base 231 to 1808 and encodes 525 amino acids. Gene Ontology annotation, cellular component: nucleus. The transcript has 3 exons. The record is from RefSeq and is a predicted model, not a curated record. NCBI's taxonomy places the organism in Eukaryota, Metazoa, Chordata, Actinopteri, Salmoniformes, Salmonidae.